Molecule: messenger RNA, 3465 nt
Organism: Pocillopora damicornis (cauliflower coral)
Lineage: Eukaryota; Metazoa; Cnidaria; Anthozoa; Scleractinia; Pocilloporidae
Biological process (GO): regulation of transcription by RNA polymerase II
Source: RefSeq, a predicted model, not a curated record
AGCAGUUACAGUAAUGGGGAAAUUUAUGCCCUACUAUUUAUUAACCUACUGCUCUUAGCUUAUUAUUCAAGAAUCAAAUUAAGUGCGUCGGGAAUAAGUGUUUGAUUUGAAAAUGACCAGCAAUGCUGUGAAUAAUCGAUGCGAGAACUGUUUGGAAUUACAGCGCUCGCUAGUCAAGACUUUGGGCGAAAAACGAUCGUUGCUAUUAAGGUUACAGAAGGAACAAUCGAGAGUUAGAAAACUGUUGAGAGAAGCUGAAAAGGGAAAGAAAAGAGAUGGGGAGGAGCCGUCAAACUCAAGGGAUGAUUCUAGAUCUGUUUCAGGUGAAAGCGGUGGAGAAUGUCUGGAAUGGCAACUGAACGAGGUUAUGGAAGUCAACAAGAAGUGGAAAGAAGACUACGAUGCUAUGAAGAUAAAAUAUCAGACAGAGAAUGAAAUGCUUCAAAAGGAACUGGAUUUGACCAAAGAAAAACUUGCAAAUUCAGAAACACAGGUCCUUGCUCUGGGAACUGAAGUUUCAAGGCUUGCUGCUACUUUAAAUGAACUGUAUCAAGGACAGAAACCUUCACCGCAGUCACCAUUCCUAGAUCUGAAUGAUUUUGAAGUAUUUAAACAACAGAUACAAGCGUAUGAGGAAGAUUUCUCAAAUGAGAGGAGAGACAGAGAAAGAGCACAAGGUGAAAAAGAUAACCUUCAGCAGCAGCUUUUAGAUGCUCAAGACCUCAUUGCCACAUUGACACAAGAGCUUGCAAUCUACAAAAGUCAGCUAAAUGAAUGCCGACAGGAAACAAGUGGACUACGUCGCCAUAGUUCAGAUCCUUCAUUGUUCAUGUCUAGCCCUCAGUUACAGAUUGUCUACCCUGCAAGUAGCUCAAUGUCGCCCUCUCAGUGGCAGCGAAGACAGGAACAGCUAAAAAGGGGUAUUCUCACAAGAGGUGGAGGCCACCCCAGUUUGUUCUAUGGAGGAGAUGUAGAAGUGGACAAACACAGGACUUGAUUGACUUUCUUGGCUUUCUUACUGUUGCUGUAACAAGGAACUAGAACAAAGCAUCUAUAUUUAUUAUCAUUAGUAAUGUUACUGUUAUUAUCAAUUAUUAUAGUUGAUUCUCAUCAGUUAUCAUUUGUGUUCAGUAUCGUUUAUAUUCAUGUCAGAUGUGUUCCCUGUAAAAUACAGAAGGAUUAACUUUUUAAUGAUUUCACUAAAUUUGGGUUUCAUAUAUUUUCCUCCCAUUAGUGAUAAGUAAAAAAUAUAUAUAUAUAUAAAUUAGGCUUCUACAUAUGGUUUUGAUACAAUAUCAAAUGGUCAGGUACCAGUAAUAAUUACUAGGAAAAUAUGGAUCAAUGCUAGUAUCUGAUCAACUUCACACCUACCCCUCCCUGAACCCAACAACAAUCAACUGAUAACAAGUUAGGGUUCAUGUUAGGUUAGGGGAGGGGAAGGUGUGUAGUUGAUCAGAUACUGACCUUGACCAAAAAAUAAUAUCCUAAUGUGUGGAAGUAAAAUCAGAUUAUCAAAAUCAGCCAACAGAAGAACAGAUCCCAAAUUUGUGUUGUACUUCUUAAAGUGGUUGCUGAGAUUUUAGAUUAUGGGAGUAUUUUGUUUGAAUGAAGAGUUAAAUCAUUUGCAUUUCUCAUUUACGGCAGCCUUUCGUAUUUUAUAUUCCAAGUGACUUAAUGUUCUUUAUAAGUUAUUUAUUGAUAUACUGAUUAGUGAAUUACUUAGGAAAUGUAAACCUACAGCUGUAGAAAAUACCCCCAAACAACCUUGUUUGUGAGUGGUAAUAAGGUUCAUUUAUAUUAUGGCACAUAGGCAUCAUAUAAGCUGAUGUAAAUAGUGUGCCAGACUAAUGUAUGCUAAAAUAUAUGAGGUUAAAAUUCAGUAUUAGUCAGAGUACUUUUCGAUUGAGUCUCAUAAACCUAAACCAAAGUAAUUGCAAGGACUGAUCAGGAGAAAGGAGAAUUCCUUUCAAUGUUAAACUGGUGUAACUGUGAAAAGUGAGGAAAGUGCCAGUGACCAAAUCACAGUUGAUUUCAGUUUUGCAUCUUAUCGGUUGUAACAGUGGAGUGAGUUUUCUGGACCAAGCAAUCCGGGAUUACUUUCAACACUUAUUGAAAAUUUCUCUAAUAAUUUAGUUGUAAGGAUAAUUUUCAAAUCAUGAACAUGAUUAAAACUAGGAAUGAAUUAGAAAUUUCUCCUUAAGCAAAAAUUUAUGCUUAAGAUUUAUGUGGAGAAGCAUGGUUUCUGGCAUUUUUUUUUUUUUUUUUUUUUUUUUCAGUUCAAUGAUUGCAUUAGGAUGCAAAAUCAAAUACAAAUCUGACAAGACAAUUAGUAAUGUUGUAGAGCAUGUACAAUUACAAUACUUAGUUACAUGUAGAAAUAAACCCUUUAACUCCCAAAGAUGAUUAACAUGUAACAUCUCCCCAUAAUAUCCUUACAUUAUCCACUGGAUAGAUAAUCAGAAUACUCCAACUUCUCAAGUAGAAUUUGUUAUCUUGAUUUAACACAAAAUCCUUGUAACUAACUUACAAGGAAAUGUGUCUCUGGUAGAGGUAGAAUGGCAGAAUUGCACUUGUGUAUUAAGAGUAAAAUUAAAAUGGGCUCGCUUUCAUUUGUUAUGUGCUGGGAGAAUUUAAAAGAACCUGAUACAUAACAAGAUGUUACUGUUAGGCCUCAUAGGAAUAACAGAAUUUUUCUUGUCCUCAGUUCUACCUAUCUAUUUGCUAGCUUAUUUUUAGUUUUGGUUAAAAUAGGGAGACACUUGUUCCAUAGAGGUUAGCAACACUUGAAAACAAGUAGAGAUAGAUGGAUUGGGAAGAGUAGUAGAUGUUACCUCUGGCAUUGACCUAACAAAGAUUUCAAAUAUUUGUGACAAGCAUGAGACAUGGUGAUGUCCUUCUUAAAAAGUUAUCACUUUUCUGUUGAUUUUAGCCCUUUUUUGUUAACAGAGUGAAGGACCUUGUAAAACAGCUUGAAACGACAGAGUUCAUAAGGGGUCAAGUGAUACCUGGAAUGUAAAUUGAAGGAAUUUUAUGCUUUCAUAUUUUGAUCUUGGAAGUCAGGGAAUAUGCCAAGACAAAGGUAAUUAAUUUUUCUGGUAAAGUAAGAAAUACCUUGAUUGAAAAAUUAUUUUUGACAUUUUGAGAGAGGGUCUUGAUUGUAGGUCAUGGCAAAAAAAGAAAAAAAUCUGUAAAAAUCUGUAAAAGGUUGUGGAAAGUUGUUAUCAUAUAUUCAAAAGAAUUAAAACAUUGAAUAAUAUUCAUGUUCAAGGGUUGCAAAGCCAUCUACAUUGGAUAAAGUAAGAGUGUUUGUUUCAAACAGUUUUGUUGCUAUAGAAAAUUAAUAGCAAUAUGAUGAUAUUCAUCAGCAAGUAAGUUAUUUACAACUUGUCUCUACUUAUAAUCUUAGAUAUUUGCAUGUGUAAUUUUCAUUUAUUAAUUCAAAUAAAAGAGGGUAUACAUCAAGUA